Messenger RNA from Drosophila teissieri, 2586 nucleotides. RefSeq names its product unc-112-related protein. The transcript has a single exon. Gene Ontology annotation, biological process: integrin-mediated signaling pathway; cell-matrix adhesion. The record is from RefSeq and is a predicted model, not a curated record. Gene Ontology annotation, cellular component: cell-substrate junction. Gene Ontology annotation, molecular function: integrin binding. NCBI's taxonomy places the organism in Eukaryota, Metazoa, Arthropoda, Insecta, Diptera, Drosophilidae. The coding region runs from base 335 to 2482 and encodes 715 amino acids.
AGAGAUACAUCGAUAGCAUCGCGAGUGGGUAAACCAGUCGGUUCGGCGCUUUCUUUUUCAAUGGACUGAAUUUUCUUUAGUUGCUCUAUUUACGCAAGCGAAACGAAUUGAUGCAAUUGCCCGGAUCCGGAAACAUUGCGGGCUAGGCAACGCAACUGCAGUGAAUUUUCGACCCGUGGAUUGCGUCACAGUGCGGGAAAUGCGAAUUUGACGACCAUCUGUGCGCCGAUCGGUGGAAAACUCUCGAUUUUGCAGUGGGCGACCCACCAAGGACGACCUAGAAACACCCCAGACAGGCAGCAGAAAGUGGGACAGGUGAUAUCACUGCAGAACCAUGAUCCACGUCGGCGAGAACUCGUGGAAUCUGCGGAUCUUCAUCACGGAUCUGGCACUGGAGAAGACGAUGCGCGUGCGCGGUGACCAGCACAUUGGGGGCAUCAUGCUGCAACUGGUGGAUCCGGAGAAUCCCAAGGACUGGUCGGAUCAUGCUUUGUGGUGGCCAGCGCGGAAUGUUUGGCUCAGCAGAACUAAGUUGACCCUGGACCAGUAUGGUGUCCAAGCAGACAGCCUGUUGCACUUCACACCCAUGCACAAAAUACUGCGGGUGCAGCUGCCGGACUUGAGGUACUUGGACUGUCGGGUGGAUUACUCCGUGAAGACGUUUUCGGCAGUGGUUAAUCUGUGCAAGCAAUUGGAUAUCCGCUACCCGGAGGAGUUGUCCCUGUGCAAACCACUGGAAGCCGAGCACCUGAAGCGCAACUUCGCCCAGGUGCCGCAUCAGAAGCGAGUGCCAAUCGCUGAGCCCGAUGGCACCACUUACUUACAGCCUGCUGCGGACACCAACUCGUUUGUGCCCAUCAGCACUUCGUUUCAUGGCGAAGGCGGGAGCACGGGCAGCCUGGACAAGCCUUCUGCACCAGGAUCCUUCUUCUGUGCUCCUCUGUCGCCGCACAAUCACCGAGCCCGCUCGCCAGUGCGCGCUGUCUCACCUUCCCCAGGGACCUGGAAACAGAGCCAGCUUGGCUAUGCCACGUACGAUUCAAGCUCUUCAAGUCUUGGCGAUUUCCAGGAGAAUUUGGCCACCUCUCCGCCCACACCCUGCGGGGAUGUGCGAGCCCUUUUGUUGCGCCCCAAGUCGCUGGUGGAGAAGGCGCGCCUGAAUGUGGGCUGGCUAGACUCGUCGCUGUCCAUCAUGGAACAGGGCAUACGGGAGUACGACACGCUGUGCCUGCGCUUCAAGUACUUCACCUUUUUCGACUUAAAUCCCAAGUGCGACCAGGUGCGCAUCAAUCAGCUGUACGAGCAGGCCAAGUGGAGUGUGCUUAACGAAGAGCUGGAUUGCACAGAGGAGGAGAGCCUUAUGUUCGCCGCCCUCCAGUUUCAGGUCAACCAUCAUGUAAAUCAUACACCACAGGGUGGAGCAGUGGACUCGGGCAUUGAAACUUCCAGUCAGGAGAAUGACAACGAAGAUGAGAUUGAUUCGGCACUCAAAGAGCUCCAGAUUACGCUGGAGGGGCCGGACUACGGCGGAGAUUCGAGGAACAUUACACGCAUACCGGAGCUAUCCGACUAUUUGCGGUACCUAAAGCCGCAAAGAUUCACGCUGCGCGGCUACAAGCGAUACUACUUCACCUACCGGGAUCUGCACUUGCACCUGUUCAAGAACGCCGAAGAGUCGCGACGUGUUGCGCCUGCCAUAAGCAUUAACCUGAAGGGCUGCGAAGUGACCCCGGAUGUAAACCUGUCCCAAGGAAAGUAUGCUAUUCGGCUGGAAGUUUCUCCGGAGGGUGGCCAUGGCACCAACAGCGAGGUGUGGGUGCGCUGCGAGAACGAGCAGCAGUACGCCAAGUGGAUGGCCGCUUGUCGUUUGGCGGCCAAGGGAAGAUCCCUGGCGGAUAGCUCGUACGAGGGUGAAGUGGAUAGCAUACUCUCGUUACUGCAGAUGCAGCGACCAGCACACGGAGUGCAUGUAAACAUUGAUCCUCGCUCCGUUGAAGCAGUUGAUUACCUAUCGCCCAAGAUCGUCCGUAAACUGUCCAACAAGGCAGUUCAGCGGAUCCUUGAAGCACAUGCCAACGUUAGGGAGCUGAAUGCGUUAGAUUCAAAACUGAAGUACAUCCAAGCCUGGCGGUCGUUACCAGACUUUGGAGUAAGCCUGUUCAUCAUCAAGUUUGACGGGCACCGGAAGGAGGAGCUGCUCGGCGUUGCCCACAACCGCAUCAUGCGCAUGGAUCUGAGUUCGGGGGAUCACAUCAAGACCUGGCGAUACAACAACAUGAAGGCAUGGAACGUCAACUGGAACAUUAAAUGCAUGAUGAUCCAGUUCGAGGACGAGAAUGUGGUCUUCUCCUGCCACUCGGCCGACUGCAAGGUGGUGCACGAGUUCAUCGGUGGCUACAUCUUCAUGUCGAUGCGGUCCAAGGACAACAACCAGACCCUCAACGAGGAGCUCUUCCACAAGCUUACAGGCGGCUGGUCCUAGGACUAAUUGCUCGAUUUUAAUGGCAGCCAGUUUUAUUUGUUCGAAUUUUGUUAAGAUAAACCUCUGUUUUAACUGAUAACCAACUGAUAGACUCACAACUUCAA